CCCGUUUCACCUACAGUUGAUUGCGCUAAUCGAAUUCAAUUGGACACCGGAUGAGCGGAGAUUGCGUGUCAAUAAAUCGCUAUAUAAGGAAACGACGCUGCGAUGUUGGCUCAUCAUUAGCCAACUACGGUUUUUCCCCGGUUAAUCGUGCCUUUCCGGCUGCUUCUUCAGUUCGCUGUUAACAUUAUUUAAAAUGAAGAUACUGUUGGUCGCUGUUGCAUUGCUCGUAGCCAUCGAGACUGAAGCUCAUUCGGGGUGGUGGAAUCAAGAAAGAAGAGGAAACAAUUAUCCUGGCCACACUUGGGAUCAGAAUCCACAACGGAUGGAGAAUCAAAACAAUGGAUUUAGUUCCGACGUCGAGUGGGUAUGCCAAAAUCCAAGGACACAUGAUAUGAUGAUUAUUGCCGCCGACGACACACGACGUACGCCGCAACAGAAUGAUAGGGUAUGGUGGCAAAAUCAAUGGAAUGGUAAUGGGGACACCAUUCCACACAGACCCCAUAGGGAGCAUCAACACGGAAAUCCUUGGAAUCAACCAAUCAUCAUCAUUCAAGAAGUUCCGAAUACUGAUGAUAAAAAUCAACCAUUUCCGACAACACCAGGAAAUCGAUUGCCAUUUUCGACAACACCGAAAACCCCUAAUAAUAAUAAUAAUAAUAACAACGGACAAACGGAAUCUCCGCCUUAUAACGGUGGAGAAGGAUUAAUCGACAUUAGAGUCGGUGACAAUAAUUAAACAGAAUAAUCUGUAUUUCUGUUUUUAAUUAAAUAGACUUAAUUAAAUAUAGAGAGUACGAUUAUAUUUAACUUUGUAUUUUUUUUAUAAACAUCUGUUAUUACUAUGUUAUAGACAAUCAUUUAUCGCAAUAUUGAUUUUUUUAUAAGAGGCAGGAUUUUUCUACAAACAAAUAUUUUAUAAUAAAAUAUGCUAUUAAUAUAUACUAUAUUAUUUUUUGAAUACUAUACAAUUUAUAUUCAGUUUUCUUUAUUAGUGGCUAAAUAAGUGAAAAGUUAAUUGUUAGAAAAAUGUUAAUAUUAAAAAAAAGUAAAGUAACAGGAUUAAUCUGUAAUUAGUUUUAACAUAUAAGAAAGAGUAUAUAUAUUUUCAAUGUUAUGUAGGUCACCUGGGUGUUUUCUACUUAGUGAUGCAAGUCGAUCAAACGUUCUAUCCUUUUUAGCAUUUAUAAUAAGUAAUUAAAUAAGCAAUUACUUAAAGACAAAACAAUACUAGUGUCGGCUUAAUUGUGUCACUAAAUGGAAAGCACCUAUUAUAAUUUUAAGAAUAAAAAAAUUCUAUUUAGAUAUUUAGAUAUUUAGUAUAAUGUAUCAUCAAUCAUUAUGCAUACAAUGAUCAAGAAAUAAUUUACUUUCUUAAUUGUGUAGCAAUUAUUUAACGGACUUUUCACUUUUUUAAGUAAAUUCAUACAUUUAUUUUCCAUUUAUGUAGAAAGUGGACUUGUAUGAAUGAAUGUAAAUUAAUUUGACUGGCAAGCAUUAUAGCUGCAUGAGCGGAAACAUAUAUACAGACUUAUAUAAUCGGCUGAACAUUUCUAUUGGAGAAGUUUUGAAGACAAUUUUCAGAUCAGAGUAAAAUAUCUAAAGGAGAAAAAUCUUUUGUGGUUAUCUUGGUUGAUCAUAUAUAUCUCUCCUCUUAAAAACUUCAGCCCCACAGCAAUAUAUAUAUGUAUAUGCUCCGUUCAGCGAACGAUCGUAUUCUUAAAAAAUAUCACUUACGGAAAUGUAUGAAAAUACUAUAAUUUACGUUA
Messenger RNA from Wasmannia auropunctata (little fire ant), 1766 nucleotides. RefSeq lists its product as uncharacterized. The transcript has 3 exons. NCBI's taxonomy places the organism in Eukaryota, Metazoa, Arthropoda, Insecta, Hymenoptera, Formicidae. The record is from RefSeq and is a predicted model, not a curated record. The coding region runs from base 194 to 736 and encodes 180 amino acids.